Messenger RNA from Cylas formicarius (sweet potato weevil), 938 nucleotides. Its product is annotated as U6 snRNA phosphodiesterase 1. Gene Ontology annotation, biological process: U6 snRNA 3'-end processing. NCBI's taxonomy places the organism in Eukaryota, Metazoa, Arthropoda, Insecta, Coleoptera, Brentidae. The record is from RefSeq and is a predicted model, not a curated record. Gene Ontology annotation, molecular function: 3'-5'-RNA exonuclease activity. Bases 116 to 913 code for a protein of 265 amino acids. The transcript is spliced from 3 exons. Gene Ontology annotation, cellular component: nucleus.
GCCACCUGUUGCGGAGCGCACGAACAAUAGCGUUUAUUUGCUCUAAUGACUAGAUGAUGCCAGAACUCGAUGACGCGACAACGUUGGAAAAUUUUUAAGGUUUGCAUAUUAGGUUAUGAAUAAAGGCGCGUUAGCAUUAUUGAACGUUUACGGGGGCGAUUCGUCGGACGAGGAAGUGCCGGGCCCCCGGGUCUCCACGAAAAGGGAAUUCCGCCACGAUUCGGACGAUGCGUCGAAGCCGUCGAAGUUGCCGGUACCCAGGGAAUUCAUGGACACGUCCGUCGACGCCGAGAAUAUCGACAACCCGGCUCUCCAUGGGGGUCGCGUACGCAGUUUUCGUCACGUGAGAGGUAACUGGGCCACUUUCGUCUACGUCCCGGUGGAGGCUCGGGCCGGAAUCGACGAACUCGUGAGUUACGCAGAGAGCAUAACGCCGCCGGAUUUCGGCGUCCAAAGAGCCUAUGAUUACCACAUAAGUCUCACAAAAACCGUGAUAUUAAAGCACCAUUGGAUAAAACCUUUCGUGGACGCGAUCAAGACCACGUUCGUGGGGUUCAAUAAGUUUGUAGUGUUUUUCGAUGAGGUGCGGGUCUACAGCAACGAGGAAAAGACCAGGACGUUUUUGGGUUUGCAAACCAACAGCGGACACGAUAGCUUGGUGUCUAUAGUCCACGUUUUGGACCGCUGCCUAGCGGAAUUCAACCUUCCCCCCUUCUACGAGGACCCCUCGUUUCACCUGAGCGUGGCGUGGUGCGUCGGCGAUCGCGAACGCGAUUUCGCACAUUAUCUGCCACGAAUCAACGCCCACUUGGCAGAAUUGAAAACCGCUCGGUCUCAGGACAACUGGUACAUUCUUGUCGAUCGUCUCGUGUGUAAAAUCGGCAAUAAAAUGUUUGAAUUUCACGUAAAAUAAACGCCAUUUCCAAAACGUCCAAAAA